GCUAUGGCGUAUUGUAUGAAGGUUCUAUGUAUUAUAGCGAGAUUUGCUAUUCACGGUCUAUGUAUAUUUUUCAAAAAGACUGGAAAGGUACACUGUUUAUAGAUAAUUAUGUAUCUGCCCUUGCACGGCCGUUCCCGCAGUUGCUGCUGCUGCUACUGCUGCUACUACUUUUGCAAUGUGUCCCAUUCGAUUCUUCUGGAUCAAUACAUUAAUAUUUCAUCCGUCACUUGGACGUUUUUGGUGUUUCCCGCCUCUCAGCAUUCCAUUGUCCUUCUUAAUGCCAACUGCGCUAUAUAUAAUCUAUACCAGAACUCCGCCGUUGAACGUUCGAUUAUUUCAUGCAUAUUGUAAUCAAGUUUUCAACUAUGCUUCGAGCAUUUACACACGCGUCUCUAUCUAUAUGCCUUGAGCCCAC
Molecule: messenger RNA, 415 nt
Organism: Xylona heveae TC161
Lineage: Eukaryota; Fungi; Ascomycota; Xylonomycetes; Xylonales; Xylonaceae
Exons: 1
Coding region: 109-351 (80 amino acids)
Source: RefSeq, a predicted model, not a curated record